Messenger RNA from Nylanderia fulva, 1894 nucleotides. RefSeq names its product eukaryotic translation initiation factor 2A (gene eIF2A). Gene Ontology annotation, molecular function: protein binding; ribosome binding; mRNA binding. The record is from RefSeq and is a predicted model, not a curated record. Gene Ontology annotation, cellular component: cytosolic small ribosomal subunit. Gene Ontology annotation, biological process: translational initiation. Lineage: Eukaryota; Metazoa; Arthropoda; Insecta; Hymenoptera; Formicidae.
CAUCGGAGCGCCGGAAGUGUGGCCAACUUCAGGUCGCGCGUACGUAAUGUCGACUGUGCGAUACCACAUGGUGACGGUGGUAAGAUGGCUUCGCCGAUUCCCUGCGUUGCUGUGAGAGGAUCCACUGGUAUAAAUCUAGCGCAAGGUCCACCAUCUUACGAAUCAGUCAAAACAUUUCCCAAAGAUGACAGCAAAAGCUGUAAGGCUAUGCUCUUUAGUCCAGACGGCCGGUACUUUGCAUGGGUUAAUACUGUUGGUGUUAAAAUUGUACUGUGCGAGACCUGGAAGAUUGUUGCUGAAAUUGCGCGACCUAAAAUCUGCGCUAUUCAAUUCUCUACCCAUAGCACGUAUUUCACAACUUGGGAACCAUCUUUUGUAACACAAGCAAGUCCUCAAGGAACACAAAAUCUUCACAUAUGGAAGUCUGAAAAUGGUGAAUUAAUUCACAGUUUUGUGCAGAAGAAACAGAUUAAUUGGGAACCACAGUGGUCAAGUGAUGAAAAGCUCUGUGGAUUAUUGAAUGGUACAAAUGUCUUUUUAUACGAAGAUAACAAUUUUGAUAGAUAUGUGCACAAGAUAAGUGCAGGCAAAGUUGCCAAAUUUAGUAUAGCACCUGGUAAUGCUCCCUAUCACAUUCUCUGCUACAUGCCUGGAAAACCUGGUCAGCCCUCCUUUGGAAGAUUAUUUCAAUAUCCAAAAUUUGAGAUUGGAGAAGCACUUGCGAGCAAAAGUUUUUUUCAGGCAGAUAGAGUUGAUAUCUAUUGGCAUCAACGUGGAACAAAUGCAUUAUUGAUGGCAAGUACCGAGGUUGAUAAGACUGGUGCAUCAUAUUAUGGAAAACAGACUUUGCAUUAUUUCAGCACAAAAGGAGAUACUGCUAUGGUUACAUUCAGUAAAGAAGGUCCUAUACAUGCGGUAGAAUGGUCUCCCAAAAAUACAGAAUUCUGCGUGAUAUACGGUUUUAUGCCAGCUAAAGCAACAUUGUUUAAUCUUAAGUGCGAAGCAAUCUUUGAGUUUGGAACAUUACAUAGGAAUAGCAUAUAUUACAAUCCACAUGGCAACAUAUUGCUUUUGGCUGGAUUUGGUAAUCUUAGAGGUGGCAUUGAAUUAUGGGAUAUUGCUAAUAGAAAACUUAUUGCUAAAACUGAUGCACCGGAUACUACACUACUUCAGUGGUCGCCGGAUGGUGAACAUUUUAUGACAGCAACUACAGCACCUAGAUUAAGAAUAGGCAAUGGAUUUAAGAUUUGGCAUUACACUGGCUCAUUAGUGUAUCAGCGACCUUGGAAUAACCAAGAAGAACUAUGGGAGGUGACUUGGCAAAAUUUCCCUUCAAGUACUUUCCAACAGAGACCUAUAAGUUAUAAAGCAGUCGAGGGUAUUGUUUCUAGUCCUAGUCAAUCACAAGCACCGAAAGGAGCAUAUAGACCACCGUGUGCUAGAGGACAAAAUAUCACUUUUAAAUUGCACGAUGACAUAGAGCCACCUUCAAAACCUGCAGAAUCAAAUCCAUCAAAAGCUGCACUGAAAAUGAAGAAAAAUCGGGAAGCGAAAAAGGCUAAAAAAGAAUUAGAAUCUAAUAAUUCCACUGUUAAUGGACAAGUUACAAGUGCGACAACAAGUGUAAAAAUGGAAUUAACAGACGAUCCUGAAAAGAAUAAAAAAAUAAAGAAAGUGAAAAGUAAAUUAGAUCAAAUUUCUAAAUUGAAGGAGCAAUUAAAAUCGGGAAAACAAUUAGAAAUUAAUCAACUAGAUAAGAUCAAGAAAGAAGAUGAAUUACUAAAAGAACUUGAAGAACUUACUGUAUGAUAAACACUCUAGAUGUCGAACAGAAAUUGACUUGACUUUGCAAAAAAAAAAAAAAAAAAAUUGCAAUUAAAUGGUUCUUUUUAAA